GCCCGGUGUUUGUUUUCCGCUGCCAGCUGGCAGAGGCAGCUCCGAGAAUCGACAGUUAAGGGUUAAGGGAACACGAUGACUAGCUGGACCACCAUGAAAACGAGGAUAACCGCAUCGGUGCGCACCACCAACCGCAUGAAUGCCUUGCUCUCGGAGUCGAUGUUGAGUAGGCGGCGGGCCGCCCAAAAUCCGGAGGGCGAGCCGACCGCCGGCGAGGGCGGGGAGCCGAUCAAGGAGAAGCCCAAGAACGAUUGGAAGUUCUUUCACACCAACUUCAAUAUGGAACGUGCCCUGAAGAUCAUCGAAGAUUGCAUCGAGGAGCGGCUGCUGUGGGAUCGCUUCAGCCGCAAUUACGACUCUUGGCGGGCUCUGCAGCUGGUCGAAGGUCUGGCGGCCGAGAUACGCGACCGGGUCAAGAAGCUGAACCACAGGCGCCACCGCAUCGUCUGCCUGCUGUCGAUCGUGGAGAAGCAGAACCAGGGCGUCCACCAGCGCAUGUGCCACCUGAUGGACGAGAAGCGGGACAACUUCACCCAGUUGGUCUUCGAGCGGCCCACGUACUUCAUGAUCGUGGUGCUUUAUCUGGUCUACAAGGAUUAGGUGCGAAAUGGUUGGAAGCCGCACUUCCUGGUGCUUGUUAAUUACUGUGUUAGUUUUAGUUAAGUGUUGACGCAUUAGGUUAUGGAAAAAUA
Drosophila elegans is the source of this 692-nucleotide messenger RNA. Its product is annotated as dynein light chain Tctex-type protein 2B. Bases 76 to 600 code for a protein of 174 amino acids. The transcript is spliced from 3 exons. Gene Ontology annotation, biological process: microtubule-based movement. NCBI's taxonomy places the organism in Eukaryota, Metazoa, Arthropoda, Insecta, Diptera, Drosophilidae. Gene Ontology annotation, molecular function: dynein intermediate chain binding. The record is from RefSeq and is a predicted model, not a curated record. Gene Ontology annotation, cellular component: cytoplasmic dynein complex; cytoplasm.